AUCAGGUAAUGUUUUGACUACAUACGGGGCCGUCUGGGGUCAUGACCGGAAUUCCGGUGCAUUGUGGGAUACCUCCCUGCUCAGGUGGCUCAAAAUGGUGGAGCUUUGCCGCUUUGGACGAAUUCUGCCUGCAAAUCCACACAGAAACACGUGAAUCUAGGCUCCGUACGGUUAUAAGGUUACUUCACAAUGGAUGACCAGGACAGCUCGUCAGAGGAGUUCCCCAGCCACGGCAGGAGGAAGGCUGGGCGUCAGAGUUUCCUGACAGAUGACGUCUCAGAAGGGGAGUCAGAUGGAGCAGUAGAUUUGGAAGACGAUGAAGAGAUGGAGGAAGAUGAAUCAGGCUCUGAGAGUGGUGAGGAAGACAGUGAUGAUGAUGAGGAGGAUGAGGACAGUGUUGAUGAUGAUGAGGAGGAGGAGGACAGUGGGGAGGAAGAGGAAGGAAGUGAGGGAGAGGAAGAUGAAGAAGAGGAGGAAGAUGGACAGGCUGAGGAAGAUGGACAAGAAGAUGAGGAAGUGAAUGGAAAAACAAAUGCAACCAAUGAUGCAGUUGAUGAGGAAGUGGAGAGCUGCCCCAUCUGUCUGAAUGAGUUUGAACUGCAGGAGGUCGGAACACCCGUGAACUGUCAACACAACUUCUGUAUCGACUGUAUUCUCGAGUGGUCUAAGAAUACAAAUUCCUGUCCAGUUGACCGGAAACAGUUCAACACCGUUUUGGUACGACCCAAGUUGGGAGGCAAGGUCAUCAAAAAGCUGAAGGUGAGUGAUGUGAACCAGUUUGCGGAUGCUGCAGAGGAGGAGGAGGAGGAUAACACGUACUGCCAGGUGUGCCAUCAGCCCACCAAUGAGGACAGAAUGCUGCUGUGUGACAGCUGUGAUGCUGGAUACCACAUGGAGUGCCUUACUCCCCCUUUAGAUGCUGUCCCUAUUGAGGAAUGGUUCUGUCCACACUGUGCCCCACCUGAGAGUUCUCACGAGGAGGAGGAGGUGGCACAAACAAUACUGCUGCCUGUGCUGCCUGUUCGCCGGGCUAUCGCACGCACCAUGGCUAGCGAACGAGUCCGCGCGCGGGUGAGCCGCGUCCGAGCUGCCCGGUCAAGGGCACAGCCAUCAGGGCCGCGGUCAGCAUCCCGCCGAGGCAGGGGGCGCUCCACCUCUGCCCGAGGACAUAGCACGUCAAGGUCCACGUCACGAGGCAGGGGCAGGGGACGGGGGAGACGGCGUGGAACAACCCGACGGAAAACCACACGUUCACGGUCCACAACAACCACCAGGAAGCGGGGGACAAAGAGGAAGACGACCACAACUGGAACAACAGUCAAGAGAAGGAGGAGAAAGAAGAGAAGGAAGGGAAGGAAGGUUAAGAGAGUGGUAGUGAAGAAGGAAACUCCCACAUCUGUCAAGUCGCGACUGGCAGAGAGGCUGCAACUAGGGAGGCCCAUACCAGGAAGUUCAGUUCCAUCAGUGAAGAAGGCAGGCGACAGGAAAGCAGAUUUUGUACAGAAGCCUCUGAUGGUGUUUGGGGAUCCCAACGGUCUGCACUGCUUUGAAGACAGUGAGGGAACCUUCCCUGACGCUGCAGCUGUCCCUGUGACCAGCAGACACAGGCGUGCCCAGAUGCUGUCUAAGUCUGCUCUCAGGUCACAUCGACCUGUCAGGAGGGCCAUGCCCAUUGGAAUAGCAAGGUGAGUGGUAUGAAUCAUAAUACAG
This is a messenger RNA of Branchiostoma floridae (Florida lancelet), 1710 nucleotides long. RefSeq names its product PHD and RING finger domain-containing protein 1-like. The coding region runs from base 190 to 1689 and encodes 499 amino acids. NCBI's taxonomy places the organism in Eukaryota, Metazoa, Chordata, Leptocardii, Amphioxiformes, Branchiostomatidae. The transcript is spliced from 12 exons. The record is from RefSeq and is a predicted model, not a curated record.